ACCCGGCGCGCGGGCGACGGCGCACGGGCGCGCGCCAGCGGACCCGCUCCCGGAGCCCGCGAGACCGCCGUGCGCUACCCCGCGGGCCCCGAGCGCGCGCGCCUGACAAGCCCCUGCCGGGCCGGCGCGCGGCGUCGCCAGGCCGGCGAUGGCCCCCGAGACCCCGGCCGAGGGGCCCAGCCCGCGCUACUUCACCUGGGACGAGGUGGCACUGCACUCCGGACGCGAGAAGGAGCGGUGGCUCGUGAUCGACCGGAAGGUGUACAACAUCAGCGAGUUCGUCCGCCGGCACCCGGGGGGCUCCCGGGUCAUCAGCCACUACGCCGGGCAGGAUGCCACGGAUCCCUUUGUGGCAUUCCACAUCGACAAGGGCCUUGUGAGGAAAUACAUGAACUCUCUCCUCAUUGGGGAACUUUCUCCGGAGCAGCCCAGCUUUGAGCCCACCAAGAACAAAGAGCUGACUGAUGAGUUCCGGGAGCUGCGGGCCACAGUGGAGCGGAUGGGGCUCAUGAAGACCAACCACAUCUUCUUCCUGCUGUACCUGCUGCACAUCCUGCUGCUGGAUGUUGCUGCCUGGCUCACUCUUUGGGUCUUUGGGACGUCCUUAGUGCCCUUCCUCCUCUCUGCAGUGCUGCUCAGUGUGGUUCAGGCCCAGGCUGGUUGGCUACAGCAUGACUUUGGGCACCUGUCCGUCUUCAGCACUUCCACGUGGAACCACUUGCUGCAUCAUUUUGUGAUUGGCCACCUGAAGGGCGCCCCUGCCAGUUGGUGGAACCACAUGCACUUCCAGCACCACGCCAAGCCCAACUGCUUUCGCAAAGACCCAGAUAUCAACAUGCAUCCCUUCUUCUUUGCCUUGGGGAAGAUCCUCUCAGUGGAGCUUGGGAAACAGAAGAAAAAGUACAUGCCAUACAACCAUCAGCACAAGUACUUCUUCCUGAUUGGGCCCCCAGCCUUGCUGCCUCUCUACUUCCAGUGGUAUAUUUUCUAUUUUGUUUUCCAGCGGAAGAAGUGGGUGGACUUGGCCUGGAUGGUCACCUUCUACGUCCGCAUCUUCCUCACAUACGUGCCGCUGUUGGGGCUGAAAGGCUUCCUGGGCCUUUUCCUCAUUGUCAGGUUCCUGGAGAGCAACUGGUUUGUGUGGGUGACACAGAUGAACCACAUCCCCAUGCACAUUGAUCAUGACCAGAACAAGGACUGGGUUUCCACCCAGCUCCAGGCCACGUGCAACGUCCACAAGUCCUUCUUCAACGACUGGUUCAGUGGGCACCUCAACUUCCAGAUCGAGCACCAUCUCUUCCCCACGAUGCCCCGGCACAACUACCACAAAGUGGCGCCCCUGGUGCAGUCCUUGUGUGCCAAGCACGGCAUAGAGUACCAGUCCAAGCCCCUGCUCUCAGCCUUUGCCGACAUUGUCCACUCUCUGAAGGAGUCGGGGCAGCUCUGGCUGGACGCCUAUCUUCACCAAUAAACACCAGCUCCCCCUCCCGUCGGGAAGAAAAGAGGAGGACCCUGGAGCCAAUGCCAGGGAGCUUAAGGGACAAUGCCACUAACAGUUCUCAUAUUCAGAGGGGGUGGGUUUGGGGACAGAAAGGCUCAUACUCUUCCCCUUCAUCUUCUAGGUGUAAAGGCCCAAGCAGGGGUCCGGGGAGACGUGAGCCCCCAGGAGGAAGGAAGGUGCUGCUGGGGCAGGGGAAUGAGUUUUGUUUCCUUUCUCUAGCUUGAUGGAUGCAGGAUGCUUGGUGAGCAAAAGGUAACCAGGAGGUCAUUAAAAAGGGGAGAGACUUAACACUAAAAUUCCACUCAGAUUAAGGGGAACUCACCUUACUGGCCCACUUCUCAGCAGCCUUCCCGGGCUCCAGGCAGUGCCUGGAGUGCAGCCCCAGGGGUACGACCUGUGUCCGUCCCAGGCCGCUGGGAAAAGCCUUGUUUGUUUCCCAAGUGGCCCAGAAGGUCUCUAGCACCACGGAUUGUGGUCUCAUGUUCCACCCAGAGUCUGAAGGGAAUAUCAGGCCCUACCUCCCUGUGGUUUCCUUUUGCCUCCCAACCUGUAAUCUGAAGUUUAAGAAAGUGAUUAUUAGCACAAGUGACCAAAUUGGGAGAUAGGUGUUACCAGCCAAGAGGAAGGACACGAGUUCAGGCAAAGUACAAGGCUAUGAGCAGGAACUCUAACCUAGACAGCACUGCCUUGGAGCAGCAGCAGUGGCUUGGAGACGAUUGCUUCACAGUUCUAAAUCCAGAUAGGAAGAUUCAAGUUUGUCGUCGUUGCUGUAGUUACGCUUCUUACUCUGUCCUGUCUUGUUUGGGUAUCUUACGCUCCUGGAGACCAGAUAGGAAUUUAGGAUAAAUUCUUAAAAUGCAUAUCAGUCUAACGGAAACAAUUUUCUAACCUCAUGGUUCUGAAGAGUUUCCUGCAUCUCUUCAGAGAGCAAACAUAGGAAUAAGGCCUGGGGAUCUUGUCUGAAGUCCCAGGGCCUAGCAUUACCACUCACUGUCUCUCUUCCCUCCCCACACCCAGCCUUCUGGUCCAGGUGAGGGGAUGAUUUACUCUAAGCAUGUCAGCCAUUUUGGAUACUGGGAGAAGAGAACAUUGACUAAAAGGAAAAGCACUUAGUUUUAGGAGGGAAUGGCAGGUCCAGAUGAGGGUCCUAAGAUAAUGCUGGGCUAGGGUUCAACGUGUCACCUGCGGCAAGGCUAUUAGGAAUGCUUAGAGUUUGUCAGGGCUGGAAAGAGGGAAAACAGUUGGGGGAGAACAGGUUGCAGAGUUCAGAUCUUUCCCAUUAGGACAGGUUGUGCCCGGCUGGAGAACUGGUUUAACAAGGCCUGAGUAUAAAAAUGAGAAGCAGAAUUGAAGAGUUCUGCGUUAGCUUCCUCACUACAGAACAGGUGCUGAUCCCACCCCAUUCCUGUUCCCUGCCACCUAGGUAUAGAUGUGGCAUCACCAGCUUGCCAAGCCAGCUGGCUUUGGGCCCAGGCUACGCAGUCUGAGCAAACACCAGUGAGGCUCUAUUGUGCCAAGCCCACGUCCUCAAAGUACCUGAACCACUGUGGCCUUCUCCCCUCAGCCCAUACCUAUGUGGUCUCCAACAUGGCCACAGCUGGACACAUCAGAGUGUUAGAAUGGUAAGAUCUUUCUCAUUUCUGCUGACAGAGGAGAAAAUAAGCUUAGAAGAAAAGCCACCUCCGUCACAUAGAUCGUGGCACCUCGUUCAAUGUUUUUUUUAAAACUCCAACAUCUGUUUACUUUUGUUACUCAUCUUUCUACUACCUGGCCAAGGUAUUUUCUUUAAUCAGGCCUGUUUCCAGUAUCCCUUUGGUGUGCCAGUUUUGUUACCAAUUCCCAAUGAAGUAAAGCUGUACAAUAAAGUUAAUUUUGACCAAAUGAA
Oryctolagus cuniculus (rabbit) is the source of this 3386-nucleotide messenger RNA. It is a transcript of the gene FADS1, whose product is annotated as fatty acid desaturase 1. Lineage: Eukaryota; Metazoa; Chordata; Mammalia; Lagomorpha; Leporidae. Gene Ontology annotation, molecular function: heme binding; oxidoreductase activity, acting on paired donors, with oxidation of a pair of donors resulting in the reduction of molecular oxygen to two molecules of water. Gene Ontology annotation, cellular component: membrane. The record is from RefSeq and is a predicted model, not a curated record. Gene Ontology annotation, biological process: lipid metabolic process.